This is a messenger RNA of Pestalotiopsis fici W106-1, 2433 nucleotides long. RefSeq lists its product as uncharacterized. Gene Ontology annotation, molecular function: UDP-glycosyltransferase activity; hexosyltransferase activity. The transcript has 6 exons. Gene Ontology annotation, biological process: carbohydrate metabolic process. The record is from RefSeq and is a predicted model, not a curated record. Lineage: Eukaryota; Fungi; Ascomycota; Sordariomycetes; Amphisphaeriales; Sporocadaceae. Bases 1 to 2433 code for a protein of 810 amino acids.
AUGGGCAACGAUUCCAUGGCCGGGCCAUCCUCCGAUUCGGGCUCCAUCUAUGAUGAUGCUCCUCCGCCAUAUGAAGAGGUCAUCAACACGAAAUUCCUGGCAGGAACUGCCCACUUGACAGACACGGGAAGAGUCGAUGUUGAUCCAGAGUCCAGAGUCUUUAGAACUCUCUCCAGAUUUGUCCCUGACUGGAAAGGACCCGGCGAAGAGCAGGUUAAGGACUCUUGUCCCAAAUAUGAUGGGCCGGGCUGGAAAUACGAGGCUGGCCGCCGAUCUGUCCCGACAGUACGUCUGAACAUCGUGAUACAGGUUGUGGGCAGCCGCGGAGAUGUGCAACCCUUUAUUGCCCUGGGCAACCAACUCCAGAGGGACGGGCACCGCGUACGCCUAGCCACCCACAACACGUUUGAGCAGUUUGUCAUCGACUCCGGGCUCGAGUUUUAUCCCAUUGGAGGGGACCCAGCAGAGCUGAUGGCGUACAUGGUCAAGAAUCCGGGUCUGAUCCCGAGCUUGGGCAGUCUUCGGGCGGGUGACAUUCAGAAGAAAAGGGCCAUGGUGGCGGAGAUGCUCGACGGAUGUUGGUGGUCAUGCAUUGAGCCAGAUCCCAAGUCGGGCGUCCCGUUCGUGGCCAAUGCCAUUAUUGCCAACCCCCCGAGCUUUGCCCACAUCCACUGCGCUCAAGCGCUCGGCAUUCCCCUGCACUUGAUGUUCACCAUGCCGUGGACUAGCACGAGAAUGUUUUCCCAUCCCUUGGCCAAUAUGAAGAAGACGAGCAAGGACCAAGGCACCGCGAAUUACGUAUCCUUUGCCGUAGUGGAGUGGAUGACCUGGCAGGGACUUGGCGAUAUCAUCAACGAGUGGAGAAAAGCCCGAGAUCUGGAACCAGUUCCAAUGACCGAGGGGCCGAACCUGGCAGAAACAUUGCAGAUACCUUUUACCUAUUGUUGGUCGCCCUCGCUGAUACCCAAACCAUUGGAUUGGCCUGCACAUAUAGACGUAUGUGGCUUCUUCUUCCGAGAUGCGCCUCGGUACAACCCACCCCGUGAACUGGAUCACUUCUUGCGCCAGGGACCUCCGCCCAUCUAUAUCGGCUUCGGUAGUAUCGUCAUAGACAAGCCCGAGGAGAUGACGCAGCUCCUCCUUGAAGCUGUCGGCGCGGCAGGCGUGCGAGCACUCAUUUCCAGGGGCUGGAGCAAGCUCGGCGGCGGAUCCGAAUCGACCGACCAGGUCAUGUACUUGGAUGACUGUCCCCAUGAAUGGCUGUUCCAGAACGUCUCGGCUGUCGUUCAUCAUGGUGGUGCUGGCACUACAGCUUGUGGUCUUCGUUAUGGCAGACCUACCCUGGUGGUGCCGUUUUUUGGGGACCAACCGUUCUGGGGUGAGAUGAUAGAAGCCGCCGGUGCUGGGCCAAAGCCAAUACCGUAUGCGGCACUCACCAGUUCCAACCUUGCAGAAGCCAUUCGAUCCUGUUUGCAACCCGAAGUCCAGACUGCUGCCCAGUCCAUAUCGGCCAGCAUGAGCAGUGAAGAGGGCGUUGGAACUGCAGUCAAGUCUUUCUACGCCAACCUACCAGUCUCUGCCAUGCCCUGUGACUUGCUGCAAGAUCACCCAGCCGUGUGGGAAUACCGACGGAAGGGCAAGACUCUCAAGCUAUCUGGAGUGGCGGCUGAGAUCCUCAUCAACCACCUCAAGGUGGAUAGUAACAAAUUGGAGCCGUACGAGCCAAAGGGGUUCGUCAUCGAGAACCGGCGUUGGGAUCCCAUAACCGGAACAACAUCUGCGGUCAUCUCCACGUUCUCCGGUAUGGCUCAGUCGACGGCUGACAUAUUCGUAAAACCUGCUCAGAUCCGCCGUGUUAAAAGCAGCACACAUAUCCGAGCCCCCGCUGCACAAAGCAGCUCGGGCACUGUUGACCCCAAGUACGCGGGAUCCCUCCAUUCAAGUGCGCGGGGCCCGGGCGACUUUCCCGGCGAAGCAGCAUCACCGAUGGACAGUCGUCAUGCGAGAGACCAACACCAUGGCAAUAACAAGCCAAACGUGGCUGCAUCCAUGGCUCUCGCAUCUGCCUCUGGCGUUGGUGGCUUUUUCAAACAUUAUGCCAAGGGAUUUCUCAUCGACAUGCCAGUGGCCUUUGCCGAGGGAUCGCGAGCCGUGCCAAGGCUGUAUGGUGAAGACGUGACUGACUAUGGCACUGUGAAAGACUGGAAAUCUGGCUUCUCCAAGUCUGGCAAGAAUCUGACUCUUGGUCUGGGAGAGGGUCUGGCCGACCUGGUAGUCCAACCCUACAAGGGCGCCAAGGAAAAGGGCAUCGUAGGAGGCAUUGCCGGCGUAGGCAAGGGUCUGCUGGGCUUUUCAUUCAAGACAUCGUCCGGUACGUGCAACAUGCUCCCCCCCGCCUUGCACUCGUUCUUGACCCGACAUGAUUCUAAUUGA